Protopolystoma xenopodis is the source of this 429-nucleotide messenger RNA. The record is from the annotation of a GenBank genome assembly. NCBI's taxonomy places the organism in Eukaryota, Metazoa, Platyhelminthes, Monogenea, Polystomatidea, Polystomatidae.
CUGAAUGUAGGCCACACACGACGGAAAGGGAGCUAUCGCGCCUACGGGCCGGGCGUCUCAGUGCGUGUAUACUUAUGUGGUAAUGUGAAUGUCGUGGCAAGGAGGGAAGAGCUUGGUCUGAGCAUCCAGCUCACUGAGCCGACAAGACCUACCGCACGCGAGCAAUCCUGGCUUCUCGGCCGCGUCUUGGACUCAGCCUGUCAGCUUUUGAAAAUCAAGCAACCCGAUGGCAAGAUACAGACGAUUUCGGUCACUGGUAGCGUUGGUGUUCCGGGCUUUAGACCCAUGGGCCUAUAUAUAGUUGAGGAAGAUCGGGCCUCGCUGCCUCGCGUGUGGCUGGACCUCAGUUCUCGUGUUGACGAAUUGGUAGCUCAGCACCAUUUGUCUGAGCACGAUCUCAUUUCGGUCGGUUACUUGGUAGAUCCAUAA